Molecule: messenger RNA, 1774 nt
Organism: Coccinella septempunctata (seven-spotted ladybird)
Lineage: Eukaryota; Metazoa; Arthropoda; Insecta; Coleoptera; Coccinellidae
Product: homeobox protein six1-like
Exons: 5
Coding region: 358-1209 (283 amino acids)
Biological process (GO): regulation of transcription by RNA polymerase II
Cellular component (GO): transcription regulator complex; nucleus
Molecular function (GO): RNA polymerase II cis-regulatory region sequence-specific DNA binding; DNA-binding transcription factor activity, RNA polymerase II-specific
Source: RefSeq, a predicted model, not a curated record
AGUUAAAGAAAAGCUGCCACAGUGUGUUGCUGCGCACGCUACAAUCUUUGGUUUGAAUUUUUGGACACACGUUUUUUCGGGAUAUAAAUUGGAUGCGAGACGCGUCGAGUUACAUAACAACGGGACGUAACAAUUAGAAAUUUAUUUUUAGAAGAGUUAUAUUCUGGCUGCUCCGCUAGCUUAGUGUUCCUGCUAGUUACUUUUGUGUUGUGUUGUGAAAUUAGAUCGGUGUUUUUAAUAGUGGAAUUGACCGAAUUACUGGAUAUCGAGGAGGUUUUCGGCUGGUCUCCGCGUAUGUUAUUUAUCAUCAUAAUGAAGUGAACUGGAAAAGCUACGGUGGUCAACAGAGAAAGAACAAUGUUGUCGGCGGGGCUUGGAUAUUCUUCGGCUCCUCCAGGAACAACAGCUCCUUACAGUCCACCUCCAGCAGCUAGACACAGCCCCCUUCCCAGUUUUGGAUUCACCCAGGAACAAGUUGCCUGCGUAUGUGAGGUCCUCCAACAAGCUGGCAACGUUGAACGUCUUGGUCGAUUCCUCUGGUCCCUUCCUGCCUGUGAUAAAUUACAUAAUAAUGAAUCCGUACUCAAAGCCAAGGCCAUCGUCGCUUUCCACAGAGGAAAUUUCAAAGAUCUUUACAAGAUACUCGAAAACCAUCAGUUCAGUCCACAUAACCAUUCCAAACUCCAAGCCCUUUGGCUUAAAGCACACUACAUAGAAGCUGAAGGAUUAAGGGGUAGGCCAUUAGGAGCGGUAGGAAAAUAUAGAGUAAGAAGAAAAUUUCCCCUUCCCCGAACAAUAUGGGAUGGAGAAGAAACAAGUUACUGCUUCAAAGAAAAAUCCAGGAGCGUACUUCGAGAAUGGUAUAAUCACAAUCCCUAUCCUAGUCCUAGAGAAAAGAGAGAACUAUCCGAUGCAACAGGUUUAACGACAACACAAGUUUCGAAUUGGUUCAAGAACAGAAGACAAAGAGAUAGGGCGGCAGAACAAAAAGACAGUAACCAAACAAAUUCCGACAAACCUCAUUUAGACUCGAGUGGCUCAGACAGUGAGGGCGACAACCAGCACAAACUCAGCUCCUUUGCACCAACAGGAGUUGUAGGCACUGCCUCAGCACAGAUGAGCGCCUACGCCGCAGGAUUGGGUUCCUCGAUCGGUCAACCCCUUUACCAACCCCCAGGAGCCCUUUUGCACGACUAUCAAGCCUUGUGACAAUGGUUGUGUGCGAAUCAAGAUCAUCAAUAGUGAUAGUUGGCUAAGUUCAGACAAAUCUGUGGAUUUUCUAAGAAAUAUCUCGUCCUUACUUCUUAAAGUAUGAAACUAUUCGAGCGGUCAAAAGUGAUUUUCAACAACUGAACCAAUGAAAGGAUCAGUUGCUGAAGAAAUUUUUCUCAUUAUUGGUCAAAAGAAAUUCGAGGUGAUAUGCUUGAAUUUUAAUCUCACUUCAUCGAAUAAAGAAGUUCAAAUGAGAAAAGCAUGGUUAGACGUUUAAAACAUUGCCCAGAACAAAGAUACAUAGCAAUCAUCAUGUGACAUCACUUCCUUGUCGAACUUUGCUCGGUUGUUUAGGCCGUAUAACGGACGGAAUUAAGAAACUUUUUCUAAGCCUGGAAAUAUUAGAAAAAACUGGAAACGUUUUGUUUUUAUUCUAUCUGUACCUUUCGGUCGCCCUAAGGGAGAGCGCCCACCAAAGUAGCGUAGCACUGACAUGGCACAUACAUGACAAAGGCGAUGCAAAGUAAUAAGUGUAACUUUACUCAGAUGUGCGAUAUCUGAA